UGACUGUAAACACUUGUAACGAUGUUACGUGUGAACGAACAUUAUGAACAUGAUACUUUUCAAAGUGCAUUGUGCAAUUGAGUUUAUUUCAGCUUCUGGAUCACUGUGGGAAAGCAAAGGGAAGGCUUCGCCUAAAGUUGACAACUGUGUAAGUAGGUCCGGAGGGUAAUGAAAUUCAACACAAUGGACAGGAAACACUUGCUAAGUGUUGCUGUCUGCCUCCUUGGCUUGUCAACUAUUUCGCUGGCACAAAGUUGGACUUUGCCACCAAAGAUAACCAGGCAAUCCCCCUCCUACUUUGUGGUCUUACCAAAGCAGCCUGUGUCGAUUGAAUGUGAGGCGACAGGGAUUCCAGCCCCUGAGUACCGUUGGCAAAAAGAUGGUGUGGAUUUGUGGCUAUCGGGCUUGUACUCUAUGGACGGAGGCAACCUGAUGGUACGACGGCCAAGCGAGCUAACCAAUGGGAUUUAUAGGUGCUUUGCCUCAAAUAUGUACGGCGUGGCUUUGUCAGAAAAGAUCAACUUCGUAAUUGCUUUUGCUGAUGGAUUUAAAGAUAGCGAGUCAACCACCUUCACCUUUGAUGAGGGCCAGUCGGCCGCCAUCCCCUGCAACCAGAGAGAGAGCGUGCCGGCGCCUUCAGUCUUCUGGACAGACGACGCCAACCCAGGCAACAGGAUCCCCCUUGACAACCGCAUCAGCAUCGACCCCAACUUCAACCUGCGCUUCUCCAACAUUAGGGUGUCAGACAGGGGCAACUACCAGUGUAACGUCAAGAAUGACAAUCUGCGCGUCCAGCUUCUCUCUCCCAUCAAGGAGAUCGUGGUCAGAGCAGUAUGGAAUAUUGAAGGCAGGCCUCCUUCUUUUGUCUACACUCCCCCGUCAUCGGUGGAUGCCUUCCGAACACAAAAUCUUCGCCUGAGAUGCAUCGCUGAAGGAUAUCCGACGCCAACCAUCACCUGGAACAAGGAAGGUGAGACAUUGCCGGAGGAUCGUACGUCGUACGAGAGCUACGGCCAGGAACUGGUCAUCAGUGAUGUGGUCCAAACAGACGUUGGCUCCUACAAGUGUACGGCUGAGAACGGAGCUGGAACACCCACCUCCUUCACAACAACUGUCACUGUACAGUCUACUCCCUAUUGGCAGAAUAAACCGGAGGACACUUACGCUGGGAUCAACGAUCGGGCAGUGCUGGAGUGCGAAGCGGAAGGCAUCCCGGUUCCCAUGAUAACAUGGCUGGUGAAUGGUGUUUCCUCAGUAGAAGCGGAGCCAAAUCCUCGUCGCACCAUCACGGAGGGUCUCGGAGGAGGCAGGGUGGAGAUUAGAGAUGCCAUCACUGAGGACAGCGCUUUGUUCAUGUGUGUGGCCACCAACGAACAUGGCGAGAUAUUUGCCAGCAGCUUCCUCCUUGUCGGAUUAGUGAGACCUGUCGAAAUAAUCGAUGCUCCAAAACGAAAUGAGAUCACCAUCGAAGGGAAAGGAUUUGAACUGACAUGUGCCGGUCAGGGCUCACCGAAGCCAGUCAUCACCUGGACGUUUCAAAAUAAUCCGAUCAGUGACACUGACCCAAAGUACAGCAUCGUGGAAGACGGCAACACUGCGAGCACCACAAGCACUCUAACGGUGUCUGGGGUGAGCAUUGCUGAUGGCGGUGACUACAAUUGCGUCAUUGAAAACGGCUUUGGAGCACUGAUAGCCACAUCAACGGUGACGGUUCUAAGAAGCACAGCGAUCAUCGUGGGACCUGGGGAUGAAGUGUUCGUAGAGGAAGGCCACGAGGCGGUGAUCGUGUGUGAGGUAGAUUAUGACAAAACGCCAGAGCCAACGGUCACCUGGUACCGCGACAUCGGGGCCGGUCAGGAGCAACUGGACCUGAGCCUCCCCGGUGGCCGCUUCCGACGCGCUAGGACCGGCUCGGACAGCCUGAAAGUGCUGAACACCGUAGUGGAGGACACAGGGACGUAUGAAUGCCGGGCAGUCACGUCUGAGAGUGAGGAUUCAGUGUCCACCCGGCUGGUGGUCGUUCAGACUCUGCCCAGCGCCCCAUCUGCUCCAAUUGUGACACAGCGGUCUGAUGUCUCCGACACCAUGGUGGCCCUGUCAUGGACCAGCGGUGGUGAUGGUACUGCCCCCAUCACGGAGUAUAUCAUCUCCUAUGAGACCAACUGGCCUGACCUGGGCUGGCAAGUGAUUGACACCGUCCCGGCCACCUCCACCCAGGCUUCCCUGGACCUCUCCCCCUGGGUCACCUAUCGGUUUCGCGUAGUGGCCGUCAACGACAUUGGGCAGUCGUCGCCAAGCCCGCUGUCGGAGGAUUACACCACCAGUCCCAGUAUCUUGACAAAAAACCCAGAGGAAGUGAGACUUGAAGCCACCGAGCCCGGCAAGAUACGAUUGGCGUGGCAGGAGGUUCAUCCAUACGACCAAAAUGGGACCGGAUUUAAGUACGUUGCUAGAUGGUGGGAAUCAGGCAGUGAAAGGCUGUUCUAUAAGGUAGAAAUCAAUGGCUACUGGAUAACCAGCUAUGAGAUUGACUUUGGGGAAGUGUACAAGGAGCUGGAGGUGCAACUGUGGUACAAGAACGAUCAAGGAGUAGGGCCACGCCUGGAGAAGUCGGGUUUCACGGGUGAAGGAAUUCCCGCCCACCCGCCUCAGAAUGUCCAGGUGACAGCUGACGGCCCGACCGCAGUCAUCAUCACCUGGGAUGAAGUGCCGGCCUCUUCUGUUAAUGGCCGACUGCGAAAGUUUUUGGUGUACAAUAACUCGGCUAUGGCUGAGACCAAACGCCAAUGGCCCGCUGAGUGCCUGCCUUACACUGACUGCCGAGUGGGAAGCCUCUCUCCUGGCCUUGCCUACCAGUUCCAAGUAGCCAUACUAAACGGCCGGUACCUGGGCCCCAAGUCGGAUCCUGUGACAUUCCAGAUGCCUUGAGAUCAGAACUGACGGAUGGGAGUGGUAUCAUGCACCACGAAGGAUCGAAAGUGGGGAAAAAUAUAAAAAUGAUUUUGCUUUUUGUUUCUUUGGACUUCCGUUUCAAAUGCUACAAAUCGAUGCAUUACGCUGAAAAGGUAUAGACACAAAGUUUAAGGUUAAUAAAGUUGUUUUUACGCUAACGAUGCUCCAAAAAGACGAUUGGAACUUCACAUCUAAAAGAAGUUUGAAACUCUAAAGGCACGCCAAAAUGAUGGCUUAGUGUCUUUCAAAGAUUCCCCCAAAGUAAUUGCCCGUUCCGUAUUACUUGGUACCCAAGACCACAUUGGCUAAGUAAGAGGACGGUUUCCUUCUUACUAUGCUUUGUUGGGCAGAAAUUAGUAGAAACUAGCAAGUAAUUCCACUGUGUCACAAGUCAAAUCUGUCAGCAUUCAAAGUCAAAGGCCCUUUCAGUUUUUGAGAACUCUGCUUUAAGUUGCUUCUUGUUUUACUUUGUUGAUAAUGAACUUCUCAUUAAGACCAUGCGGCAGGUUGUUUUGUCUGUCAUGAAUAGAUUUCUUUUUGUUUCAGAUGAAAAUGCACAUUUGAUAUUCCUGCUCCAUUUUUUGAUUUGAAUACAUGUAAUUUUUUACAUCAUUUACAUAAAUUAGGUAAGAUUUCCUCAAAUUACGUUUCAUACAAUAGCAGGAUUUUUUCCUCGUUCCUGUUAGAAACAUUUUAAUGUCCCUUAAAAGAGAUUCAAAUAAAUAACUGCACACUCAUUUUUUGUUUUCCUUUAAAUUUGUAUUGAAAGGGGCCUCUCUGGUAUACUUUCCUUAGGAAAUCAACUUUAAAUUAAUUCAGGAAAAUACAAAUCUGAAAACAUCUAUCGUGGGGAUGAAUUUAAUCAGAAGCCUGCUUAACUAAACCAUUUCUUAUUUGAUUAAUUGAAUUCUUCAUCAGCUGUUUUUCUGAGAGCUCCUCACGAUGUUAGAUGAACGAAAGGACUUAUGAUAAGUUUAAAGAUCGUUUUGAUGUUGGAGUUUUUAUAAAAUUCUUGUUUAGAUUUUAACAGCGUCGUAGUAAAGUGACUCAGCGUUUAUUAUGCCUUUGGCUAGAAAAUCUGUAAUAAAAUGUAGAUGAAACGUAAAGGAA
This is a messenger RNA of Acanthaster planci (crown-of-thorns starfish), 4062 nucleotides long. RefSeq names its product neuronal cell adhesion molecule-like. Gene Ontology annotation, biological process: cell-cell adhesion; axon guidance; brain development. The record is from RefSeq and is a predicted model, not a curated record. Gene Ontology annotation, molecular function: cell-cell adhesion mediator activity. Gene Ontology annotation, cellular component: plasma membrane; axon. Lineage: Eukaryota; Metazoa; Echinodermata; Asteroidea; Valvatida; Acanthasteridae.